GUCCCUGAACACUAACCUAAAUUCAGUAAUUAAAUAUGACAGACCACUAAUUCUGCACAUAUUUGUUCAGAAAACAGUAAUAGACUGUUUGGAAAUCACGUGCCUUUAAACAAAAUUGCCUUUCUUGCCACUGACUGUCUAAAAGCACCAGAAAGUCUUCAACUUCUCCUUUCAUUAAUUCCUUGCCAUUAUGUGUGGAAAACUGUCUCUGGAGAUGUAGGGCAAAUGUAAAGAAAAUAACAUAUUUUUUCAAAUGAGAAAAGGUUUUUUAGUGUUCAACAGAACUAAAACAUCAGUGGCCUUUAAAUUGCUUGCUUAAUACAAAAUACAUAGAUAUUCUCAUAUAGCAAGCAGUGGGAGCACAUACUCAUAUUCGAUACUUAAAACAGACCUAUAAUACUUCAUCCUGUUUCUCUUUUCUGUCCUUUAAAUUAACCAGAAUGUAAUUACAUGUUCUCCAUGACCCUAGCAUAGAACACUACUCUUUCGGCUCAGAGUGAUUUGAAUAAUUUUAAGCAAGAAAAUAAUUUGCUUGAAUUUUAAUUACCUUGCUAACUGUCAUUUAUGUGGAAUUUGUACUAGGUGAGGUGGCAUAGAAGCUUAUGGCCCUCACAAGGAGCUUGCUAUGCUUCACGGCAGAAAAUCUUUUUCUUACUACUAGUUACUGAUAUAGAGAGAUGCUUACAUGAGCUAUUUUAAAAUAAAAGUCUUUCAGUACUUAGCAGUGCUUGCUCUUCCUAAUAGAUGAGAGCUACACACAUUACACCUGGAAACCUUGAAAGGGAAGGUUAUGCCCCUCCUAUGAGUAGCUUCUCAGCUGAAGGUAGGGUUGUUUUCCUUCCCUGUCUGGUUUUCCUUGCUUCCCAGAGACUCUGUGGGUUUGACAGGAUAUUUUAUUUCCUCUACCAGAUACAACAAUCUAUAAUCUGAAGUAAGCAGAAGCAAUCCAGUUUGCUAAAGAGUUGUCUUAAGGAAACUAUGACCUUGUAUUAGGAUUUAGAUGCCCACCAGUUCUAUCUAUUCUGUUGAAGAAAAAGCAUCUCUAAGCCCAGGUUGAAUUCUCAGCCAUCCUGCUUUGCAACAUGUCAUAACAAGCCUGCUCAUGACUCUGCCCGUCUUCCUGAAUCACCAGUGGGAUUUUAUCUGCUUAUUAUUGAUUUCAGUGAAUGCUUUCUUCUGAUUUUCAAAAGCAACUGUCAGAGGAUAAUUCAACUCUUCAAAAUGUGAGGUGGAGAUGGCUGUAACCCUAUCUGGAGGGGCUUUCCCUGGCAGACUGCACACAAGUUGACUUUCAGCUCAUGUCAGGCUGAAAAGCCAAAGAAGGUUUUCAAAGGAAUGCAAAAGGAACAGGAGUUUUAAAAACACGAAGCUGAAAGGAGCUCUCCAUAAGAUGAAUUUCACCCAGCACCGUGGGACACUCCAGCCUCUCCAUUUCUGGAACCACAGCUACAUACUGCAUGGAGCUCCCAGCGAGCCCAAUACAAAGAGCCACCCCUCCGGAGGCUGCUACGAGCAACUCUUUGUAUCCCCUGAAGUGUUUGUGACUCUGGGCAUCAUCAGCUUGCUGGAGAACGUCCUGGUCAUUGCGGCAAUAGCCAAGAACAAGAACCUUCAUUCACCCAUGUACUUCUUCAUCUGUAGCUUGGCAGUGGCUGACAUGCUAGUGAGUGUAUCCAAUGGAUCAGAAACUAUUGUCAUCACGCUGCUAAACAAUACAGACACAGAUGCACAGAGCUUUACCAUAAACAUUGACAAUGUCAUUGACUCAGUGAUUUGCAGUUCCUUGCUUGCAUCAAUUUGCAGUCUCCUCUCAAUAGCAGUGGACAGGUACUUUACUAUCUUUUAUGCCCUCCAGUACCAUAAUAUCAUGACAGUGAAGCGUGUAGGGGUCAUCAUCACAUGCAUAUGGGCUGCUUGCACAGUCUCAGGCAUUUUGUUCAUCAUUUACUCUGACAGCAGCGUUGUAAUCAUCUGCCUUAUCAGCAUGUUCUUCACUAUGCUCAUUCUCAUGGCAUCCCUCUAUGUCCACAUGUUCAUGAUGGCUCGGAUGCAUAUCAAAAAGAUUGCUGUUCUUCCAGGGACUGGUCCUGUUCGUCAAGGGGCCAACAUGAAAGGGGCCAUCACUCUCACCAUCCUGAUUGGAGUUUUUGUUGUGUGCUGGGCACCAUUUUUCUUGCACCUGAUUUUCUACAUCUCCUGCCCCUACAACCCUUACUGUGUGUGCUUCAUGUCCCACUUUAACUUCUACCUUAUCCUCAUCAUGUGCAAUUCCAUCAUCGAUCCACUCAUUUAUGCGUUCCGGAGCCAGGAGCUCAGGAAAACAUUCAAGGAGAUUAUAUGCUGCUGUAGCCUGAGAGGGUUUUGUGAUUUUCCUGGCAAAUAUUAAACUGAGUGGAUACUUUAUUGUGUAAGACACAUGCAGCACAGACUUCCAAGCCUUUCUCAGCAGAAUUUGGGUUAAAUCUUUAAGAGUGAGCACCUCUUUCUGUCUCCCCUCCUUCUCAUCCUUGUAUCCCAUUCACACGUAACUCAUAUUUCUGUAGAAUGUUUGUUAUAUCUACAGUUUGUAAUUUAUUUGUGUGGAAAGAGAAGUAACACUUCAUACCCAUUUGUAAGUAAGCAAAUAAAUGUAAUGAUGAAUGUGAAAUACAUACAAACAAGAGCAGCUGUAUGUUCCAAUUGCUGACAAAACAUAUAACUUGCCUGGCUUACAGUACAUAUUGGCUGAUACUGUUCCUUAUGCUGUUGGAGUAAUCAUAACUAUCCAUUACAUUAUAUCCAGCUUAAAAUAGAGCAUAUGCUUCUCUUUUAGAGAAUCAGAGGUUCUCUGGAAUUAGAAAGCAGGUUUUUCAUAAAGGUUACUGCAACCGACAAGCUGUGUUCAUUCAUUCUGAACCCUUUUCCUUCUACUCCACAAGCAGCAAUUAUUUCUUUGUUAAGCUUUUUGCCUACAACAACAAGAUUUUUCAAAUGCCUGUUACUGAGACAAUUGAAUGCUUGGGUUUCCUGUUUGGUUGUGGUGGUUUUUUUUGUUGUUUGUUUGUUUGGUUGUUUUUUUGUUUUAAAAUUUAUUUUAUUUUUCCCAAGGUGAUAAUUGAUGUAUGUGUGAGAGUAUCUUUUUUUCCAAAGUUGAAAUUGUUUCAUGGAUCAUCUGUUAGCCCUGGAUAUAUUUGCUAGACUGACAUCCAGGUAGACUACCACCCUCCAUUUACCUAUGAAGCAGGUAUGUUUUUAAGAUUGACAGUGCCAGCAACAAUGUAAAGAUUCACUGAGAGAUAUACCUGAUGAAGAUGAAGAGGGAACUUCAGUUUGAGCAUUCAGUCCUUCCUUGUUCUGAGGUGGUGUGCGAAAGAGGCCUCUGUGCUUCAGAAGAAAAUACAUCCUUGUCAGAAACAGGCUGCCCUCUACUCUGAGGUGUGGUGUUAGCAGAUGGGAUCCACUGCCAGGAUCCUUACAGAGUCAAGGCACAUGUGAAUCUGACUUGAGCACCUCAGAUCAUAUUGAGAAGCAUCUGAUCUUUGUGGGGUCAGUGCUAUCACAUGGAAGGUAUGCUGGCUGACAAGUCUCUAAACCCAUGCUCUGUAUCUGGCAGCCCUGUGUGUUACUACUGCUUGAAGUCAGUUCACCUUUUCAGGCAGCUGUUUGAUGUGUCCUCAGUUUCAUGCUAAAAGGCACACCACAGAUUAUAAUAGGGAUCUCAGGUCCCUGAUUUUAGCACCUUUGGAAGUGUUUAAAGUAUAAAUGUCAGUACACAGGAUUCUACGAAGGUGUCCCUUAACACCUCGACAAUAUCAGCUUCUAUUUAAGGGUAAAAAAUAAUUUAUUUAUUCCCAGAAAGCAUAAAAACAUAGUGGUUAACUGGUAGAACACCUGAAAAGUUCUGACUUAAAAACUCAGAAUUGAAUGGAAAUAAUAAUUUAGGUUUUAAUUCUGGAUGCCUGAUUUUACCAAGGUGAGUGGUGAAUUAGUUGGAUGAGCGGUCCUAUUAAUUUUCUUGGAAACAGCUUGUUACCUCAAACUGCUUGUUCCCUCAUUAAAGAAAGAUACAAAAUUAAAAGGUAUUUCUGAGAACCCGAUUUUUGCUGCCUGGGAUACUUCUCCAGUCAAAAGCUGAUCUUUCAGUUGUGGGUAACUAUUCAUGACAUUGUAAAACUGUGAAAACAUUUGAUCCUUUGUCAAAGAGCAUGAAGGAUUUAAGGUGGGUCUCAGGAUCUUUAAUUUCAUUCUACUUACAGGUAGAGUAAGAAAAUAAUUUGACUUUGUGCAUUGAAGUCCCUUGACAGACCAGCAGGAGAAAAAUCAUGUCUCCUACACAUUAAUCUUGCAGAUGGUCUACCCCAUCCACCACACUUCUUGCAACACACCCUGUUACCUUCUCGUAGCUUUAGUAAAUGAUAUUGCCACUUCACAAUGGUUGCUGUGUGGAAGAUGUUGAAUUAAAACUACUACAUUAACUUGACUUACUUUCUUCUUGAUGAAACUAUAAACAUUUCAAUAAUACAUAAGAAGAGGAAAAAAAAUAGUAUUUAAAUUAAUAGUUUAUCCAAAAAUCCAAUGGACUUUAUUAAAGGCCUUUCUUGCUCUCUGAAGAUAUGUCAUCUAUGCAAAAAUACUCUGCUGAUAAUGCAUGAAAUUGCUGAUGUCAGUUUGAACAGAACACAAAUAUAACUUGAUCAUUUUUGGCUUUCUUAGCUAUUUUAGGACCAUAAAUUAUGAUAUUUGGCUCCAGAUAUUCCCUUUGUAGACCCUUGAUGCAGAGGGGCUCCAGUGGAAAGAGAGCAAGUUACUACCUUAGGUACUCUGAACUUUACCUCCAAAGUUUCUCUGUCUCCCCUUAGGCUAUACAAGGACCAGACACCUAAUCUAAACACAUCUGAAUUCUGAAGUAAACUACUUCCUGACCUUCUAGUUGAUUACUAAAACUAGCAGUCUCACUUCUUUUUGCAACUCAAGGGGAAGAAAAAUAACAAUUACUUUGUAUCUUGUUAGUGUGGAGGCUUUUAUCAAUGGUUUUCUUGUAGUUUCCAAAAGCAUUGUGUAUUUCUUGACUAAGACUUAUCAAGACAGUUGUGACCCCAUUAUGCUCUAAAUACAAUUUAGAAAUCUAAUUUUUAAAACUAGCUUAUUCCAGAGUUUUAGUGACUCUGAGCUGGCUUAGCAGCUCUUCUGUCUUUGUUUUAUAAAGCUAAAUGUACAUACAUACUUUUGAAAACAGUUUUUAAUUGAAGAGGACUUUUUCAUUUCAUGGUAUUAUCUCUCAGAGUGUAAUUUAUUGAAAUUGCUGGCAAGCCUCCUACAUAGAUAGCUUUCCUGUUCCCAGAUACUCUGUUCUUUCUGAGUAGCUGAAUCAGUUUGUGUUUGCCUAUAGCUCUGGCAGCUUUCCAGCAAAGAGUCAUAGAAAUUGGUGUUGUGAAAGAUAAGCAAGUUCAUCUAGCUUGCUGGAGAGUGGGAACAGUGGAGGAUUACAUUCCACACUCGAUUUGCUGGAGCUUUGUUCUUCUAUUUGAAAAUCUUCUAAGAAAAUGAGAUUUCUUUCUUUAAAUAUGUGGGUCCCUAAUCACUUUAGCACUCAGCAUUUUAGUCAUGUUUUUUAACCAAGGAACAUUCCUCUGCGGCAAGGAAAUGGCUUUGUCUCCACUUUACAGGUGUAAGAAUAUACAUUUUCACUUCUGCUGGAGAAAAGGGGCUAAUGGAUUUGCUCAGCCUCCUAGAAAACAGUCUUCGCUUGAGCUGGGUUCUCCACCCUUCCCAAUAACUGGCUGUAAUAUAAUACACAAAACUUCUGAAGAAAAGGUCUUUCUUCAAGAAGGACGUUUCUUUAGCUUUAAAGUAGUUUUUGAACAAAGUGAAGAACUCAAAAAACACUUACAAGGAUGCAGCUGGUCUCACUAGAGUGGGUUUUGAAUGAUGAUCCAAGAUCCCCUUUACAACUGAAAUACACUGUCAUCUGGAAGUGAGGAGAAAUACACUGAUGGACUCACGUGUUAUUGAAUGUGCAGCCUUUAUUUAUGCCUUUAAUAGGUGUGCAGAGCACACGUUAUUAAUGUAAUUCUAAAAUGGAUUUGUUGUUGUUAAACUGAUCCUAUUCUACAAUGUGUUCAUUGGGCUUCUCUAUUCUCAAGCUGAAUUCUGGUGAAGGAGAACUUUUGUCCUGAUGUUAGUUAUAAUAUACUGUAUUGUUUAUAGGCUUGAAUAAAAAUUGCAGUCUCAGUCCCACUGGAAGGAGCUCUCAGAAGAUGUACCUUUUGGGAUGAAAUUUUCAUUGUUUGUCCAGAAAUUACUUCAGAUUGUAAACUAAUAUUCCAAUCCCUUAAAUUGUAUCUCAAGUGUCCUAGUGUGGAUGAAAUGCUUCUCUCACUUAUAAAAAAAAAAAAAAAGGAGACUUUAUACGUCACAGAAACUGUCUACUGCUACUACGGAUACUGUCAUAUAAGCCAUGUUAUGAAUUGGCCAUGCUUGGAUUUUUUUUGUUUCAAAUGGUUCUGUUGUCCUAGCAGUUUUUAAUAUUUUUGCCCACUCUGUUCGUAGAAGAAAAAAUUUUCAGAUUUGUGGAUUUAAAAUAGCCCUCUUUGUGUUUGUAAUGUAAAUGUACUCAUCAGUUCUGUUUUUACUCAUUUGAUCCCUUGCAAACAUUGUUCAUUUGUUUCACUUGUUCUCCUUUACGCUUGGUAUAUUUCUGUAUUUUUAUAUUUCUGGACUGCCAUUAAUCUGAGUUCUCCAAGUCAUCGCAUACUCACCACACAGCCUUUGUGGUGGGUUUGCCUUUGGCCAACAGCAAAACCCCCACACAGCUGCUUGCUCACUCCCCAUCUUGGAGGGACAAGUGGAGAAAAUCAGAAGAACAAGAAUGAGAAAGCUUGUGGGUCUGGGUGAAGGCAAGGGUAUCACAACUACCAUCACAGGUGAAACAGGCUUGAUUUGAGGAUAAUGAACCUAAUUCAUGACCAAUUAAAAUGAAUAUUUACUUACUGAUUCAGCUACCGGGAAACAAAAAGUCAAAACACCAGGACAGUGUUUUGCCCUUUCUUCCCCAGGCUUUCCCCGAGGUGCCCGCCCGUGGCUGAGGGGCUCAGCUGUGCCCUGCGCUGGGGCCGCUGGAGCCGCUGGAACCGGCUGUAGCCAGCACAGGGCAGAACUGGACACUCCCACAGGGGCCAACCCGGCAGCCCCGGGGCUGCUGUUGCUGGUACCUUGGCACCUGCAUCUGGUUCAACAUGGUAGGCAACAAUUCUGUAAGCAGCAUAUCAAGUGAAGUCUCAUUGCUCUGUACAUUUUAGUUCCAUUCCACAGAAACCUCCGCACCUAAAUCAUUAACCUCUUUCAUGUCCAUAGCUUCAGCUACUCUUUUUUUUUUUUUCCCUGCAAUGAACUAAUCAACCCAAAAUGUUCCCCUCUUCGUCUCUUUCCUGCUGAAGAGCUCUCACUGUAGAGGUUCAAAACCCGUUAUUAGCUUCUGAAUUAAUGACUUUGAACAAUAUACUGUUAAGUCCCAUCCUAUUUCUAUUAUUUCAAUCCUCAGAAUGAUCUGCCUUCCCUAAUUGGUUUUCAGAUAGUCCUUUUUGUGGAAAUUGUGGACAGCUUUUACCACCAAGCACUGACGCUGGCACAUCCCUCUUGACACAGCCCUGUGGGUCAGGCUGCAGCCUCUGCUGGCUGUGUCAGCAGGGAUCCGUUCUAAAUCUUGCACGUACUGUGUUGUGCAUUAAUAAAAAAUAAUUUAUAUAUGUUUCCAGGUGACAAGAAAGAAAACUAAAACUCAUAAAUGUGUGCAAUUUUCCAUACUUAACUGUUUUUGAAACAAACACAUUAUAGCUUAUUAGAGCUUUAUUCUUUGUGAAAGGCAGUGGGUGAGUAAAUGAACAUAAGUCCAAGUACAUUUGGAGCCAGUAUAAGCGGAGCAUAAACAAAACAGUUUAUUCGUGCAAUAAUCUGCAGUAACUGUUUUGAAAUGCAGAGGAAUUAAAACAUAUUAUGAAGAUAUUAUGAAGAUAAUAUCCACUGUAAAAAUAUCUUCUGUUGAGAUGGCAUCUCUGUGCACAUCUGAGAUUUCUUCUUUUGCUAACACAGGUAAUGCAGAGUACAACAUAUGCUCCUCAUGUACAUCAUAAAAACAAGCAAGCAAGCUUUCUAAUGUUGUAUUCAGUACAGCUUAAAGGCUGAUUUAUUAAAAAAAACAGUCAAGCUUGGUUUUCCCAUUGAAAGUGGAGACAAAAGAAGGGGUCUGAAUUAAAAAAAAAAAAAAGAAAGAAAGAAAGAGAAAAAAGAAAAAACAGAAAAAGAAAAAGAAAAAGAAAAAGAAAGAGAAAGAGAAAGAGAAAAAGAAAAAGAAAAAGAAAAAGAAAAAGAAAAAGAAAAAGAAAAAGAAAAAGAAAAAGAAAAAGAAAAAGAAAAAGAAAAAGAAAAAGACCCCAGGUUUAAAUUGCUACUAUUGAGGUAAUCACCACAUUUUCCCAAUUUUGACUAGGCCAAGGGAGUCUGAAAGCUUUCUGGAAAGCAGGAAUCAUGCAGAUAACUGUCCCUAGAUUUAGCUGGCUGUGCAUAAACCUGCCAAGUUCUGGCUGAUGAGUGGGUGUUUGCUUUAAAGCAUUGAAAGUCAUCUAACAGUGUACACCAUAGAUUAUCACUGAUGCUUCUAAUUAUCAAGAUACACAUACAGACACAAUAAAAUUGCAAAAAAAGCCUGGCUGUGCAUGAAGACAAACAUAAAUAAUGUAUGUUUGGUAGAAAUAAAUCUUUACUUAUUAUUCUGAAGAUUUUACUGGGGAGAUGAGGUUGAUGUCAUUGCUUUCUUAUGAUUAUUAUCUUCAGCUUCACCCAUGGAAAUGCAAUACUUGCAAGUAAUACGGACAGCCUAAUUUUCCCCUCUAAGACAAAGUUGCUCCAGGCCAAAUAGCAUAGUAUUUCAUGCAAUAUUAAAGGUAAUGCUGGUAUAAACUCACUGAGAACUUAGGCAAAAUUUUGCUAAAAUUAUGCAUGUCAAUGGUGUGUAUAUGGUGUGUAAAAUUCCAUGCUUCUUUCAUUUUAGUGCAAAUGUUACUACUGACCCUCCCCAGUUUCUCCUGGAAGAAAUGCUGCUGCCUAGAAGUAACCAGAUGCCCAAAGCAUUUAUGUGGGUUUCUCCCGUGACCACCUUCACCCUAGUGAGUUCUAGACCCACUGAAACUUCUGCUCUUCUCCCUGGACAUCACUGCUCUUGUGUCCUGUGCUACCUGACCACCUUCUUUCCUCUUGCUAGGCCUCCCAAAUUCCAAGUUUAUCUCCUUCCUAACUGGGGUAUAUGCACAUCUCCUCUCUCCAAUUGACUUCUGAUCCAAAUGAGCUGUCAUCUCCCAAUAAAUAGUUCACAAAUGUAGAAGGACUUUUUUGCAUGCUUGAAAUAUUAAAGCAGUUACCAACACUUUCUUUUAUCAGUAUUAACACUGAGCAUUUGAGUUUGCAACCAGAGAUACAUUGAGAAGAGCUAUGAGUCCACAUUUAUACAUUCAAACACUGCCAGCACAGCCACUUGUCAUCAAAUUAAUUACAUUUGGUGAACAGUUUUGAUGUUUCAUCAAUCAUGGAACCUGAACCUAAGCAUGGAAGGCUCAGUUCACCUGCCAUCUUCAUCUAUCUUUUUCUUCACCCUUGAGGCUGCUGUUCAAAUGCUGGGAUACUCAAGGGAUACAGGUUUUUAGAUGCUCAGUGGAAAAGUUUGUUUAUUCCAAACUGAGUUUGGUUUUUAACUGUCAUUUAGAAGGAUGGUCUGAGCUCAGAAAAUCCCAAGGAGAGAUGCUCAAGGAGAUAAGCUCUUCUCUGUGCAUCUGGAUAUACAAAGAAAAGCAAAAUUUUGAAUUUAACUCCUUCUGAGGUAUUGCUUUCCCCUCCCACAUGGUAUUGUGGAUACAGCAGUGUAGCCAGUGAAUGCCUUGAGAGACACUGUGAAAAUAGGUCUCUUCAUAGGGCCUCAGCUUUCCUGUAGUCCACAGAAAGAAGAGAUAGAACACACUCACAGCUUUUCUUACUUUUCUAUGUUGCUGUAAGAAAUAAGGAACACCUCUUCUUGUGGAAAAAUAUAGUUUACUAGAAAAUCAUUCAAGUCAUAUUUGAAUUAGAGGAGCUUGCCUUCUAAGAUUUAGUUUCUUAACCUGAAUUUUAUACUCAUCAUAUUUUCUUAUUCCCAUUCCCCUAAAGAAUAUCCAUUAAACUUUGUGAUUUGCUGUAUCUGUUGUCUCAUGCAGAAAUUAAAAAUGCAGACAGGAUGUAUGAUGUGUUUUUGGCACCCCUCUGUUGCAGUGCCUUUACUGAUCACAGGGAAGUCUCAACUGUAAACAUUAAUUUCCUAAUGAUGACAACAGGGACAAGAGAAGACUCAGUCUCUUGUGCUUUUUCCCCUCAUUUUCUUGCUUAUAGGUAUUGUACAUUGUCUUCUAAUACAAAUUUUAUAGCUUUUUUUUUUUUUUUUUUUUUAAAUGGAGAAUCAGCCUGUUGUGGUUUAACCCCAGUUGGCAACUAGGGUCAUGCAACCGUUCACUUAGUCAAAAAUGGAAAAAAGAACUUAUGGGUUGAGAUAAGAACAGUUUAAUAGGACAACAAAGGAAGAGAGAAAGAUAAUAAUAAUAAUAAUAAUGAUAAGAAUAGAAUACACAAAACAAGGCUUACACAACACAAUUGCUCACUACUCACAACAUUGAUAGCCAAUUCAUUCCCAACCAGAGAUAGUUGCCCCCUGGCCAACUCCUGUUUUUAUACUGGGCAUGACAUCAUUUAGUAAGGAAUAUGUCUUUGGCCAGCUUGGGUCAGUUGUCCUGGCUUGGCUCCCUCCCAGCUUCUUGUGCACCUAGUAGGGCAUGGGAAGCUGAAAAAGUCCUUGAUUACCCAGCAACAACAAAAAUAUCAGUGUAUUAUCAACAUUCUUCUCACACUAAAUCCAAAAUACAGCACUAUAUCAGCUACCAGAAAGCCAAAACCAGGACACAGCCUCAAAAACGUUAGAUGCAAUUUAGGGAAAAAAACAACUAAACCUCAGCUCAGCACCCUAAUAUGGCUUAUUUAAAACUGACAGCUACUCAGGCUCAAAGAGAACUGCUAGCUAUAUGGUAAGUAGUGACCAGAUGCUUCCAACUUCAGCUUAUAACACUAUUUUGAGGAGAGGACGUUCUGUGAUGUAAUUUCAUGAAGAAAAUCUUGAAGAUCAAGGCGAUAAUACUUGACAUAUCUUACAAAACAGAGAAACUCUUUUUUUUCUGUAUUAGAUGCUGGAACUACAGAAUGCAGGUUCUGCAAUUUUGCAUUUGUUUUUUCUCUCUUCUUCCUUUUAUUAGUCAAGAUUCUUAAAAAGCUUCAAACAUCCUGGAAUCUUCUAAUUAGAAAAGCAAAGACAGAUCUAAGAGGGAAAUAUUUUUGUAGGGCAGAUAGCUCUAUCUUGGAACUCUUGAAGUGCUGUGUAUAAAACCUUUGUACAAGGUAAACCUUAGCUAAUAAUAAAUUUCUCUAGAUGUUUUACUCUCACUUGUUCAAAAUAUGUGUUUUGGAGCACUAAUAUGGGUAAUAGCAGUCACAAGGGAAAGAAGUGAUUUAGGAAUGCCAAAUACUUUUAUGUUAGAAGGUGAUGGCAACAUAUGAUGCACCCACAAGGUUGCUGAAUGUGAAGAUCUGUGGUUACUGGAGAGUGUCGAGGGUCAUAAGUUCAGUGUCUGACAAACUAGAGCAGAAGCAGCUCUUCAACCUUAGAAUUAUAAAGCUCUUUAACUUACUAACCCCUCCAUCUAACAGAGUAGCACAUAACACCUACUAAGAGAAAACAAAAACAAACAAAACCAAAAACAAUCCUGUCUACCACACAUGCAUUUAUAUGGCAAUUGUUUGCCAUGCAGUUUCAGCAUAUCUAUGACUUAGAGGCUGCAAUGUCAGAGGAAGGCAAGCAUUCCUACAUUUUGUGUUAGGUCAAGAAUUUUAUUCUGGUAAUACUAAACAGCUGCACUUCUAAAAGGUCUCAUUUCAAAGACAGUGUAUCUUUUGAUUCACAUGCUUAGUUUCUUGGGUGGCAUCUCCAGACUCUUCAAUCAUUCAACUUGUGUUGCCCUUUUCAAGUUCUACAUCUGUCAGAAAAGGAAAGGCUGCCAUCUCCUCAAUAGGUAAUACUCGAAAGACUCUGUGUUCGUGCUGCAUUUCCUGAUUCACAACAGAAAAGUUCUUGGGCAUGACCCCUGAUGCAGCUAUAGAUACUGUUUCAUAUGCAACAGACACAGUAGUAGUUUAUUGAGUUUGCAGUUUAGGUCAAAGGUUAAUUCCUCUUUCUAUUAUACUUCUGCUAUCCAAAUGAAAUAAUGAGAAUGAACAAAGAAACUGACGUUUAAAGUCAGUUUGAGAAAAAAUAAAUGUGCAAGGAUCCUUUUUUUUUUCUUUUUCUUCACAGCCCAACAGCUAUAGGAAUAGUCUGGUUUUAAAGCAAUCUUUCCAGAAGAGACUGUGCAGCUCCUUCCAAAAAACAUGCCCCUUUUGUCAAUCUUAGCUGGCAUUUCUAAGUGACUGAAAGGAACUGCAGUUUGGUGAUCUGGGUGAUGGAUGAUUGUCACAGCUUCCUGUCCCAGGAAGUGUAAUACACAGAGCAUUUGUCUCUGAAAUUGAGCAGGUUUAUCAACUUCUGAGGGACCUUUCAGUAGUUCUUCGAGGCUACUAUUGUGCUUCAGAUGUCACAUAAUACUUUGACAUUAUCACUCCAAAUAGCUUAAGAGGAGCUUCUGAGCUUCCAUUUAUUGUUGCUUUAUAAUAAUAAAUGCAUAGAAAAUUUAGUUCCAAAGUGAAAUCUAAGAUUAAAUAGCCUGAAGUUAGAAUUUCAGCUUCUGAAGGGGUUGAUACUUAAAUUUGUUGAACAAUUAAGGCAGUAUGAGCAGGGGGACUUUAAUCUCUUGUGCUAACAACAGAGAAUUCAUUUAAAGGAAUCCACUUAGAGUUUUAUGUUAAAAAAAAUACUGAUAUUUAACAGGUACUAAAUUUGAUAAGUACAGAACAAUAGAACAUUAGAAAUAAGCAGAAAAGAGAGAAGCAGAAAAGCAACAACCUUUCCGGCUAAGAUAGUUUAAUGAUUGUUCCUAAUCAGAACCUGGCUUCUAGUUACAAUAAAAUGUACUUCACUGAAAUCUGCCCUCAAAACAAAUUUUAAGAGAAAAAUGCCACUGGAUUCAGGCAGCAGUAGCCUGCUUUGCUUUUUUUUUUUUUUUUAGAACAAUUUAGAAUUGUUUUUAAAACAUCCUUAUAGAAUUGCAUUGUUAACCAGAACAAGCCUGUAAUAGGCUAUUUUAAGUAUAUUGAAUGAAUCUUAGUCAGUCUCAAAAGCAUCAUCAAUUUAAAUCUGUUCUCAUUCGUAUAGGGAUAUUGAAGUCUUGGACAAUUUUCAAGUAUAUCUGAGUUUGUUUUGCUCUAAUGCAAACUUUUCCUUCCUACCCAGCCUCAGAGGAGUGAGAGCUCUUCAAAUUCCUUAAAUGCUCCCACAGGAUCACGAUGACCUCUUUCAAUUGAUUUAACACUCUUUGUGUCCUAUUUUGUCUGUAAAACAAAAUAAAAAAAAAAAAAAUAAUUGCUCUCCAUGUCUAUUGAGAAGUUUAUGUUAUGUGAUUUCAUUUAAAACAGAAAUAUUUAUAUUACAUUAGGUCCCAAAUCCUGCAACCAUAUUGGAUCCCACUGUACUAAGAGUUUUACAAAGGUAUGAUAGACAAACACCAUCUCAAGGAGUUUGUAGAAUAAAAUAUGCCUGCAUAAUUUGGUGAAAGACUCUAUAUAAAGUGCGAAGGAGCUAUUGUUACAGUUGAUGAAACAGUGGCAGCUGAAUUUCUUUUGGAUAUGAUACGCUAUUGCAAUCAUUUCCCAGGAAAUGAGAGUAAUAGGCAAGGCAACCCUAUGAACACUUUUUUUUUAAAUGAUAAAAAUCAGAAUGCUUCAUGUUUUCAUUCCAAUGCAUUGUGGAAACCGAUGAGAAGUUUUUGAGGCACAUUUAUGCGGUACUAGUAGAGGAGCAGUAGAAGGAAUACCAAUAUAUAUAGAGAGAUUAUAAACCUCUUUGUGAAAUUCUCUGGUCCAGUUCUUGUCUCUUUGAAAUGGACAGGAAACCUAAGCUGACUUCAGUGAAGUCUGAAUUUCACCUCUGACAUUUAAAUGCCACUGUUGUUCACAUAUAGUUACUGGGGAUACAGAAAGCACAUUAUGAAAUGAAAAUAACCUUUGCACCAAGAUUUUCAUCACAAUUGCAAUAUUCUCUCAUGACAUUCCAUCAUUUUUUCUUUUAUUGUUAAUGUCAGAGUGACCACUUGAAAGACCUCAAAGGUCCAGAUGCUGUUUGCACAAGUUUCUACAUGAUGAUAAAAAUCAGAUUCUAAACAUUAAUCAAAAAGUUCUGCCUUAAUCUUCCUUUAUCUCUUUUUAUUCACAUGGUUGAUAUUUUCCAGUAAGUUAGGCUGUAUAUUGUUCUUUUCUCAAUAUUUCUUCCUCUAAAAUUUUCUCCCAUUUUCCUAUGCAUCCCCUCAGAGGUUUUCUUACCUGGGAGGAGCUGAGCAUGCUUAGUUGGAAAGCACGAUGAGGUGGGCAGGAGGGAAAUAUUGCAGCUAGAGGAAUGUGAGGCAUGGAAGUCUCAUAGGAAGAUGAGUGCAUUGAUACAGCUCAGGUGGAUGGAAAGAGGGGUGGCUUGUUUUUUGUUUGAAUUUUUUCCUUAAAGGUGUGCAAAUUGUUGCAGCUCAGGAAGGUAUAGAAAAUUGCUGGAACUGAGAACAAGUAUGGAAAAAAAGUAGGAGGUACUUCCUUGUAAAUUCUUUUACUUUAAUGCGUGUUGUGUAGUAGAGCUCUAGGCUCUCUAUGUCUAAAGUUCAUUGUUUGAAAGUGUGAUAAAGGGAACACUAUGUUCAGAGACUGAAAGCUUCUUUAGUGUUUCAACAGGCUUCUCACAAAGAAAGGUGCAGAUAGCAUCACUUCAAAGCUCUGUCUAGCUCUUCACACAAGGCUACCCACCACAAUCUACUUGCAACUGCAUAAGCCCAAGUGUAGGGAGAAAUUUUCACAGUUAUAGCUACCUACUUGUGGGGGUUUCUUUGUUGUUGUUUCUGGUUUGUGGUUUGUUUUUUUUUUUGUGUGUGUGUGUGUGUGGGGGGUGUUUGUUUUGUUUUCUUUUUUUUUUUUUAAUGAACUCGUUUUUUAGUUAAAAAAUAUAUGUUUUUCUCUGUCAAAUUCUGUAAACACAUUAAUAUUUUUCUGCUUUCACUGCCUCUUAUGAUCUGAGGUUUAUCUGAAGUUUCUGGAAAAAGGAUUUCCAGUGCUUGCCAGAGAAAGAAGGCAUAUUUUUCAAUGCAUUGUUUCCCACAAGAUUAGAAAACAAAACAUUAAACAAUGUUUCAGAAUUCAAAGUUGAAUCUUAAGACAGCAACAAUGCAUAUGAAGUAUCUAAAUGCAGAUGCUGUUUGUCCAGUUGGGAGGUUCUUUUAAAUAGUUUCAAAAAUAUUAUUGUUUUAAACAGAUGAAUUACUCAAUUUUGAACACUUUUUCUAGUAAGGAAAUCCUGUGUUGCAUGACAUUGCUAUACAAUUCAGAAGCACUUCUAAAAAUGUCUGGGUUUCUCAUAGAUGGGCUAAAUUACUGCUUGAUUCAACUAUGCUGACUUUACUAGGGUUAAUUUAUCUCAAUAUCUCUGUACUGAAAAAAAAAAAGUUGCUUUUUAAACUUAUAAUACUUCUAAAAUAACACAAAAUCGUACUGAAGGAAAAGCAAUACAUUUUAUGAGGUUCCCUAUAUUAGCUUUGUUUAUUACUAUCCCAAUAUAAAAAUAAAUAUUGAAGAGUUUUCUAGACUGGGCAAAAGCUUUGCAUUGAAAAUGUAUCAGUCAUUUAAAGUGGAAGCAGCUAA
Molecule: messenger RNA, 15864 nt
Organism: Columba livia (rock pigeon)
Lineage: Eukaryota; Metazoa; Chordata; Aves; Columbiformes; Columbidae
Gene: MC4R
Product: melanocortin 4 receptor
Exons: 5
Coding region: 1391-2386 (331 amino acids)
Biological process (GO): adenylate cyclase-activating G protein-coupled receptor signaling pathway; regulation of metabolic process
Cellular component (GO): plasma membrane; cytoplasm
Molecular function (GO): melanocyte-stimulating hormone receptor activity
Source: RefSeq, a predicted model, not a curated record